GUUCAGCUACCAGGUCUCGAUUCACGCAGACGGCAGGAUCAAUUUCGUUUACCAGAAGAUUCCGUAUGAUCUGCAGUUUCUCCAAGCAAACCUGAAAAAAUUCUCAGGAAUGUUUGGUGUUGGGCGCAAAACCCUGGAAGAGGCAGGAGGCCUGUUAGGAAUGAGUCAUGUUACGUACCACUUCGACAUGAACAUCAAAAGCUUCCAAAUUUCGAACUGGACCGUCAUAUCCUUCGUGCCCGACACCUACUGCUCCAACCUGAAGACGUGCUACAAGUGCACCGGAAAGACGAACCAGUUGAAUUUCUACCCUUCGUACUUCUGCGCGUGGUGUCCUUAUUUGCAGAAGUGUGUCAGAAAGGAAAGAAUUUUCGAGCUGUACCACUAUGAAGACGCAACCGACGCGAUCGACUGCAAGUCAUCCGAUAUCGAAGAGGAUUCGGACGAAUGGCGAUCCUACAGGCGCCCUUACAUCCUUGGCUUCAUUGCUGUUGUAGGUGUAAUUUUGUACCUUGUCUGUCCUCCCCGCUUCUUUCUUUCAUUGUCUUUCGGCUUACUAAUUGUAGCCGUGUACAUGAUUAUCACAUCAUCACCUGAGUUCAAAUUUCCAGUUGAUCUCAGUGACAUUGACUACGAAGCCUUUGACGCCGAUGGCUUAUUUGAUAUCAACUCGAAUGAUCUGGCCCUUCAUUACUUUGUUGAGGAGUAUGACCAAUUCUCCAGAAUUUAUGUGCGCAGCAACAAGCUAAUGGUCGACAGAAUGCUCUGGAUCGACAUGGACAAACGCAAAAAUGUCGUCACCCUGAACGUGGACCAAAUGCAGGAAGAAAACGUGGAAAUUGAUACAACAAUGUUGAAAGGGACAUUCUUCAAGCAAAAGAUCCAAAACAUGACGGUAUCAAUGCAGGGAGGAAUUCAGUUCCAGACGACUGAUCGGAAUUUGAAAGUUAUUGCUCCUCUCUUUGCGGAAUUCGACAGAAAACACGGCCAAAUCAUCUACCGAGCCGUUGAUAAUUGCGUUACCGUCCAGUGGAAAGAUCUCAAGUUGGACCACGAGGAUUACCUGGAGGAUAAAUUCAGCUUUCAGGCAACUCUGUUUGACGACGGAAAGAUCGAAUUCGUGUACAAGGAGGUUCCUAGCAACUUGAAGCCCGUCAAUCGUGGCUUAAAAGGCUUAUUCUUAGGAUUUUAUGGCGUUGCCGAGCGAAAUUUUGAUGAAAUAAUGGAUGAAAGUAGCAAGAACCAAAAGAGCAAUCUCGACUUCGACGCAGACAUCGGGGGACACCCAAUCAAUGUGGGGACUGUGAUUUAUCUGGUGCCCAGGCCCUCCUGCUCGGCAUUCACGGAGUGUCAGCAGUGCUCCGGAAGAGUGAUUUCGACGAGCCCUUUCUCCGCCUCCUCCUGCGCCUGGCGUCCUUCCACCAACACCUGUGUCCAGAGUGUCAGAACCAGUAAGAACGGAUUCAAGUUUGACUCCUUGAUGAAACCUCUGACCACAACUCGACAAGAAUGUCUAGAUUACGAAUGGGGCAUAGUUGAAUGGAUCAUAUAUUCAAAUCCAACGCUUUAUAUCAUCGCUUUGGCGGGGUUAUUCGUAGUCAUGGCGUACCUCUUUUUCUUCUAUCUGGAUUAA
Cloeon dipterum is the source of this 1633-nucleotide messenger RNA. RefSeq lists its product as uncharacterized. Bases 110 to 1633 code for a protein of 507 amino acids. NCBI's taxonomy places the organism in Eukaryota, Metazoa, Arthropoda, Insecta, Ephemeroptera, Baetidae. The record is from RefSeq and is a predicted model, not a curated record. The transcript is spliced from 9 exons.